Dictyostelium discoideum AX4 is the source of this 156-nucleotide messenger RNA. RefSeq lists its product as hypothetical. The record is from RefSeq and is a predicted model, not a curated record. The transcript has 2 exons. NCBI's taxonomy places the organism in Eukaryota, Evosea, Eumycetozoa, Dictyosteliales, Dictyosteliaceae. Bases 1 to 156 code for a protein of 51 amino acids.
AUGUUAUUCAAAUCAUUAGUUUCAAUCUCAUCAUCAUCAUCAUCAUCAUCUUCAUCAAAAAAUAGAACUAUUUUAUCAAAUAAUUGUAACAAUAACUCAAUUUAUACAUUAAAUGAAGUAACCAGAAUUUACCAAAGAGAAUUCUUCAGACCAUAA